AUGUUACUGGUGGAUACGGUAGAAGGCAAGAUUGAAGAGGAUGCGGAUUUCAAGUCGAGGAUCUGCAGCUCGCGGCCCUUCAAACAGUUGACCCACAAUCGAGUUUACUUGGAUCAGCUGAGGAAGAAUGAUGUGGUAGGUUUUUGGAAUUUUGAUUUUGGGAAUGUAAAGGGAGGGGGGUGAGGGGAGGUCAAAAAAAUUAUGAGGGGAAGGGAGUGGGAAAAUUUUUUUUCGGCAUGUGUAAGGCUUGUCCCGACCAUACCUAUUAGAAAAAGCUAAUAUAUCUUGUUCAGCUCAACCACGGUUCAAUCACCAACGAAUUCUUGAUCAAAAAGACCUUGGACAAGACCAAAGUCAUCGAAUAUGCGGGCCGAAAAAAGCAGGACACAAGACUGGACCAAGACAGACGUCUCUCGUUCUUUAGCUACACUCCCGACAGUUUCAGUUUGAUUUUGGUACCAAUGAUUAUUGAAAAGUAAGUACUUCGGUAACAUUUUUGGAAGAUUUGAUAAGGCAAAAGAGAAGCCUUGAUAUAUAAAAUUUUUAAUAUUAUUGUUUUAAUUUCAGAAAAGAAGCCCUAGGAUCGAUGGGAAAUGAUGCUGCUUUGGCUUGUAUCUCUGACUACUCGCCAUUACUCUACAGUUACUUCCAACAACUCUUUGCCCAAGUCACUAACCCUCCAAUUGACCCAUUCCGAGAGCAGAUCGUGAUGUCCUUGCGCUGUCCCGUCGGCCCAGAAUCCAAUCUUCUAGAUCCAAGUGUUGAGCUGAAAGGCCGACUCCUUCUCGAUCAACCAGUAUUGAGCAUUGUCGACAUGGAAAUUGUGAAGCGAACAUCGUACAAAGGCUGGCGUUCCACCGUGAUCGAUAUCUGUUACCCCGUUAGACACGGACCUCAAGGAUUGAUGCCCGCUUUAGACCGGAUCUGCUCUGAAGCCUGUGCUGCUGCUUUAGAUGGAUUCCAGAUCAUUAUCUUAUCUGAUCGACUUGUCAACAAAGACAGUAUACCAGUCAGUGCACUCUUGGCGUUGGGCGCAGUUCAUCAAUGUCUGAUCAAGCAAAGAUUGAGAAUGAAUGUAAGUUGAAAAAUGGUUUCGAUAUCUUAAAAUGUUUUUUUAAAUUUUUGGUAAGAUGCUGAUUUUUUAGGUAACACUUUGAUUUUUUUUAAAUAUAGGUAAUAUUAUACAUUUUAAUCGUUUUUUGACGAAAAAUUUUAAUUUAUGGUGUUUUAGGUAGCCUUGUUUGUGGAAUCUGGAGAAGUGAAACAAGUUCAUGACUUUUGCGUUCUACUCGGUUACGGAGCUGACGCGAUUUGCCCAUACCUGGUCUUCGAAACGUGCCACAGGUUGAGAAAUAUGGGAUUAAUCGAAAAGAGCCUGACUGAUGAUGAAGUAAGUUAUUUAAAUUUGAUUUUAAAUUUUAAAAUGAUGCUUAAAAUUCUUUUUUUUAAAAUUUUUAGUUUAUCAUUUUUUGUCUCUUUUUAAAUUUUUUAUUAUUAUAGGUCUUCCAAGGCUACAAAGCCGGAAUCGAGCGUGGAAUCUUCAAGGUAAUGGCAAAGAUGGGCAUUUCAACUCUCCACUCUUACAAAGGCGCCCAAAUCUUCGAAAUUGUUGGAUUGGCUACCGAAGUGGUCGAUCGAUGCUUCACCAAUUCGGUCUCACGCCUCGGUGGAGCUACCUUUGAUAUUCUGGCUCAAGAAGCACUACGACGUCAUCGAAUCGCCUACCCAAUCACUGGCCAAAACAGUGGAGACUUGUACCUAUACGGUGACAGUAAAGUCCUCGUCAGUCCAGGUGUCUAUCAUUGGCGUCACGGUGGAGAGAAGCACAUCAACGAACCCAACAACGUGGCCAAACUUCAAGCUGCUUCAAGACUUAACGACAAGAAGCUUUUCCACGAAUUUUCUCAGGCUUCUAACUUGGCUCAACGUCUGUGCACGCUCAGAGGUCAACUAGAAGUGAAGACGAAUGAAACUCUACAGAUUCCACUCGAAGACGUGGAGCCGGCUUCGGAAAUUGUCAAAAGAUUUGUCACUGGAGCCAUGUCAUUCGGUAGCAUCUCGUGGGAAGCUCAUACAACAUUGGCAGUGGCAAUGAACAGAAUUGGAGCCAAAUCGAACACUGGAGAAGGUGGUGAGAAGCCGGAGCGGUACGCUAAAGGACAGCCGAAAGACCGGAACAUUCGAUCGGCUAUUAAGCAAGUAGCAUCAGCUAGGUUUGGAGUUAACAGUUCGUAUUUGGCCAACGCUGACGAGCUUCAAAUCAAGAUGGCACAAGGAGCGAAGCCGGGAGAAGGAGGAGAACUUCCAGGUAAGUAGAAAAGACUAUGCUUUAUGAACUUUAAUUUGUUUUUCAAGUUUGUAAAUCAUAAAUCUAGAUAUACUAAUAAAAAAGUUUAAAAACAUUAUUUUAGGUCACAAAGUAAGCAAAGACAUUGCGGCAACCCGCAAAUCGACCGCUGGUGUCGGUCUGAUCUCUCCACCACCCCACCAUGACAUUUACAGUAUCGAAGACUUGGCUCAACUCAUCUACGAUCUAAAAUGCUCGAAUCCAAAAGCCCGAGUAUCAGUCAAACUCGUGAGUGAAGCCGGUGUAGGUAUCGUGGCAGCUGGUGUAGCUAAGGGAAACGCCGAUCACAUUACUGUAUCAGGACACGAUGGAGGCACUGGAGCCUCAUCUUGGACCGGAAUCAAACAUGCUGGCUUACCCUGGGAGCUCGGAGUCUCGGAAACUCAUCAAGUCUUAACCAUGAACAACUUGAGGUCAAGAAUCGUCCUUCAAGCUGAUGGUCAAAUUCGAACUGGCCGUGAUGUCAUUAUUGCAGCUCUACUGGGAGCCGAUGAAUUUGGCAUGUCGACCGCACCACUGAUUGUACUCGGAUGUACAAUGAUGAGAAAAUGUCAUUUGAACACCUGCCCAGUAGGUAUCGCCACUCAAGACCCAGUCUUGAGAGCCAAAUUCGCUGGUCAACCCGAACAUGUUGUCAACUUCAUGUUCAUGGUAGCCGAAGAAGUGCGAUAUUUCCUAUCAAAACUUGGUUUGAAGAGCCUCAGCGAAGCCGUCGGUCGUGUGGAUCUCCUCUACGCUUCGCCAAAUCCAGUCAACAAAAAGGCUACACAGUUGGAGUUCUCACAAAUCUUAACCAACGCCAGGUUACUGUACCCAGAAGUGUGCAUCAAAGGAGGAUCCGUUAAACAGUAUCACGAAAUCAACGGCCUUGAACAAAAAAUUCUGAAGGAGCUGGACGGAUUCUUCGAUUCAGAAGAUGCUGUCAAGAAGGUUCACGAUGAUGUGAUCCGCAACAUUGAUCGUACGUUUGGCGCUAGAAUCAGUUACGAAGUUUCAAUUCGUCACGGCGAGAAAGGUCUUCCAGAUGGCAAGGAAAUUGAAGUCAAUCUCAAAGGACACGCUGGCCAAAGCUUCUGCGCCUUCUUGGCCAAGGGAAUCACUGUGAAACUGGAAGGAGAUGCGAAUGACUACGUUGGCAAGUGCUUGUCAGGUGGAAAGAUUGUUAUCAGACCACCAAAAGCCGCCAAGUACCCUUCAGAAGACAACACAGUUAUCGGUAAUGUCGCCUUGUACGGUGCGACAUCAGGCAAAGUGUUCUUCCGUGGAGUUGGAGGAGAACGAUUUGCGGUGAGGAAUUCGGGAGCCACGGCCGUGAUUGAAGGCGUUGGUGAUCACGGAUGCGAAUACAUGACUGGAGGAGUGGUGGUGAUUCUGAAGGACAUUGGACGAAAUUUCGCUGCCGCUAUGAGUGGCGGUAUUGCUUAUGUUUUUAACAAGUAAGGUUAUUAAAAAAAGGGUUUGGGUUUGAAACGGCAUGGUUUUCUUUUAAAGGCUUUGGUUUUAUCAUAAUUAAAAUUAUGUUCACUUAUAACUUUAGAGACGGAGAGGUUGCCAACUACAUGAACAAGGCCACCAUCGACAUUGAUCCACCAACGGUUGAAGACCUGGAAGAAGUCAAAAAGCUGAUUCAAGAAUUUGUCGACGAAACCGAAUCCACACUCGGCCAACAGAUCUUGGACUCUUGGAAGGAAUCGGCCGCACGAUUUGUCAAGGUCUUCCCCAAAGACUUCAAACGUGCUCUGGCUGAACAACAGAAGGAAUCAGUGGAGAAGGCGGAGAUUCCGAAGAGAGAUGAUUCUACGGUAUCUCUUGAUGUAAGUUUUGGUUGAUUUUUUGGUUUUGGGGUAGUUUAGGUAAUUUUUUUAAUUUUAGGGUAAAUUUUGCUUUUUCACCAAGUCUGGGUAUUAUUUUUUAGACUUUUUAGGUAAUAUUUUGAAUUUUUUGGAAGUUUAGGUAACAAUAUAUGGGUUUCUUUUUUCAAUUCUCUAUGGUUCCGCUUCAAUUGUAACGUUAUUGUAAUUUGUGCCAAUGUUUAGGAGCUACGUCCUCAACCACGAAGCCUUCGUGCUCUCUCCAUGGACAUGCAGAUCGCUCCAGAAGACGAGAAAGUGGAUAAAAAGACCAGGAGAAAGCGAAGUGUCAGUUUUAGAUAGAUUUUUUUUUCGAUUUUACGUUGUUGUAGAUUUUUUUUGUCACUUUUAAUUGUUACAACUAUUUAUAGAGCUUUUAAUGUUUUAUAUUGUUGUUGUAAAACUUUUUAUAACAAGAUUUGUCAUAUGUUGAUGUUUUUUGUUAAUAAGACAACGUUUGUCAUUGAUUUAUUACCUAAUUUUAGAUCAUUCAACAACGUCGGCGAAAAUACUCAAAGUCCAUGCAAGUUCAAGACUUUGCUGGCUUCGAAGGCACGGUUGAUAUUCAAGAAGCUGAUGCCGAGAACGAGGACAUUGAACUAGAAAACCAAUCAGACGAUGAAUCCGUCAGCUCGAUCGAGAAUGACAAACCCAUGAAUACGUCGGACGACAUUGAGAACAUUAUCAACAUUAUCAAAAACAACGAGGAAAAUUUGGACAAAACCCGAGGAUUCGUCAAGUAUCAACGCCAAAAGAAAAUCUACCGUGCUCCGGAAGAACGUCUGAAAGAUUGGAACGAAGUGACGGAUUACCAAUCUAUCAGAUCGAACAUUCGAGAACAAGCGGCACGCUGCAUGGAUUGUGGUAUACCAUUCUGUCAAGGCAACACUGGUUGUCCUCUGGGCAAUAUCAUCCCCAAAUGGAACGACUACGUGUUCAAGAAGAAUUGGCGUCAAGCCUUGGAACAACUCCUUCAAACCAACAACUUCCCCGAAUUUACCGGUCGAGUUUGUCCAGCGCCAUGUGAAGGCGCUUGCUGUGUCGGCAUCAACGCACCAGCCGUAACCAUCAAGAACAUUGAGUGUGCCAUUAUUGACUACGCCUUCCUUCAGAAAUGGAUUACUCCUCAACUUCCAGUAGCCAGAACUGGCAAAAGAAUUGCCGUGAUUGGCAGUGGGCCGUCUGGAUUAGCGGCCGCUGCUCAACUGAACAAGGCCGGACAUGCCGUAGUCGUGUACGAAAGAAAGAACCGUGUAGGUGGCUUGCUACGUUACGGAAUUCCACAAAUGAAGCUGGACAAGUACAUUCUGGACAGAAGAGUCAAACUCAUGGAGGACGAGGGAAUCAGAUUCAUCACGAACGCUGAAAUUGGCAAAGAUGUGCCGGCUGACCUGCUGCUGAAGGAGAACGAUGCCAUCGUGAUUUGCACCGGUUCUACCACGGCCAGAGACCUGAAGAUUCCAGGCCGCGAAGCCAAAGGCAUUCACUUUGCCAUCGAGUACCUGGAGAGAAGUCAGAGGAUUCGUGCUGGUGACGAUCUUCAAUGGGACGGCUUGAACCCAGAGGGCAAGAGAGUGAUUGUGUUGGGUGGGGGAGAUACGGCCACGGAUUGUAUUGGAACAUCGUUGAGAUUGGUAGGUUAAACAUGGACUUUAAGUUAAAAAAAUUUUUCUGACUUGUAUGAAUAUUGUUACCUAAAAUUUUUGUUUUAGAAUGCCAAGUCGGUCAACGCUUUUGAAAUUCUCCCACGCCCAUCUGACGUCCGAAAACCGGAAAACCCAUGGCCACAGUGGCCACUCAUCUUCAGGCUAGAUUACGGACACGACGAAGCCCGAUCCUUGACUGGCGAAGACCCAAGAGUGUACGGUAUUUCGACCAAAGUAAGUAUUUAACUACAAAUGUGAUUGGGUGGGGUUUGGGAGUUUUAGUUUUUACUUGAUCGUAUUUCAGGAAUUCAUUACGAAAGAGAACGACAAGGGAGAGACCGUACUAUGUGGCUUGAAGACCACCAAGGUCGAGUGGGAGAAGAUGGAAUCGGGUCAAUGGAAGAUGCACGAAGUCCCCGACAGUGAAGUUGUCUACGAAGCCGAUAUGGUCAUCUUGGCUAUGGGAUUCGUUGGACCCGAAAGGGCCGUCAUCGACCAGUUGAAGCUCGAACCGGACGCCAGGAGCAACAUCAAGACACCACAUGAGAAAUACAACACCAACACGGACAAGAUCUUUGCAGCUGGUGACUGUAGACGAGGCCAAAGUCUGGUGGUAUGGGCUAUUCACGAAGGAAGACAGGCGGCUCGGCAGGUCGAUCAUUAUUUGAUGGGGAAGACUAACUUGGCCGGACCUGGAGGUAUUGUUUUGGCUCCGAUGAACUGA
Messenger RNA from Bursaphelenchus okinawaensis, 6567 nucleotides. Lineage: Eukaryota; Metazoa; Nematoda; Chromadorea; Rhabditida; Aphelenchoididae. The record is from the annotation of a GenBank genome assembly.